Molecule: messenger RNA, 1593 nt
Organism: Talaromyces stipitatus ATCC 10500
Lineage: Eukaryota; Fungi; Ascomycota; Eurotiomycetes; Eurotiales; Trichocomaceae
Product: feruloyl esterase, putative
Exons: 2
Coding region: 1-1593 (530 amino acids)
Source: RefSeq, a predicted model, not a curated record
AUGAUGUUGACAAGUGCAAUCCUCCUCCUGACUCUCGGGGUCCAGCUGAGUCACGCAGAUGAUUCGUCCCGCGAGAACUUCUCAAAUCGAUGCGACCAGCUGGCUAAGGAGAUCCAUAUUCCCAACGUAACUGUAAACUUUGUGGAAUAUGUUGCCAAUGGCACCAACGUCACACUUGCUGACAAUCCGCCUUCAUGCGGGCAGUCCAAUCAAGUGGUCCUGGCGGAUUUGUGUCGAGUGGCUAUGGAGGUUACAACCUCCAACCAGAGUCAGAUCACCUUGGAGGCAUGGUUUCCGGAAAACUACACUGGAAGGUUUCUGAGUACCGGUAAUGGUGGUCUCGCAGGGUGUAUCCAGUAUGUAGACAUGGCAUAUGCGUCGUCAAUGGGAUUUGCGACAGUAGGCGCAAAUGGGGGCCACAAUGGCACCUCCGGAGAAUCCUUCUACCACAACCCGGACAUCGUAGAGGAUCUCUCUUGGCGAUCAGUGCAUACCGGUGUCGUCGUGGGCAAAGAAUUGACCAAAAAAUUCUACCACGAAGGAUUCCACAAAUCAUACUAUCUCGGCUGCUCUACAGGCGGACGACAAGGGUUCAAGGCAGUCCAAGAAUUUGUGCAUGACUUUGACGGCGUGGUCGCAGGGUGUCCGGCGUUCAACUUUGUAAAUCUCAACAGCUGGAGUGGACAUUUCUACCCUAUCACAGGCAACUCAUCCGCAGACACGUUCCUGACAACCGCACAGUGGACACUAGUACAACAAUCGGUUAUGGAGCAAUGUGAUUCUCUCGAUGGCGCGGUUGACGGCGUAAUUGAAGCUAUCGAUCAAUGCCACCCGGUCUUUGAGCAACUCAUCUGCAGACCGGGACAAAAUGCUUCGGAAUGUCUGACAGGAAAGCAAGUCAAUACCGCCCAACUCGUCCUUUCCCCAAUCUACGGAACAAAAGGAGAAUUCCUCUAUCCGCGCAUGCAGCCCGGAGUAGAAAAUGUCGACAUGUACAUAACCUACAACGGUGACCCAUUCGCCUACAGCACCGACUGGUACAAAUACGUCGUUUUCAGCGAUCCAAAUUGGGAUCCCGCAACCUUGAACGCGCAGGAUUACGAGAUUGCGCUUGCUCAAAACCCGUCCAAUAUCCAGACAUUUGAGGGUGAUUUAUCCGCUUUCCGCGAUGCAGGAGCUAAAGUCUUGACCUAUCACGGCACUGCAGACCCGAUUAUCACGGGGGAGACGUCAAAGGUAUACUACCGCCACGUCGCUGAGACCAUGAACGCAGCUCCAGAGGAAUUAGAUGAGUUUUAUCGCUAUUUCCGGAUUGGAGGUAUGAGCCACUGCGGUGGAGGCACGGGAGCCACGGCGAUUGGUAAUGUGCUCAGUGCGCAAUGGAGCAAUGAUCCUGACGCUAAUGUGUUGAUGGCGAUGGUACGCUGGGUUGAGGAAGGGGUUGCUCCGGAGUAUAUUCGUGGUGCUUCGCUUGGUAGUGGGCCGGGAGCAAAGGUUGAGUAUACUCGGCGGCAUUGCAAGUAUCCGACGAGGAAUGUUUAUGUUGGGCCUGGAAAUUGGACGGACGAGAAUGCGUGGAAAUGUAUUUUGUAG